Epinephelus lanceolatus (giant grouper) is the source of this 3213-nucleotide messenger RNA. RefSeq names its product atypical chemokine receptor 3-like. The record is from RefSeq and is a predicted model, not a curated record. Gene Ontology annotation, biological process: chemotaxis; angiogenesis; vasculogenesis. Gene Ontology annotation, cellular component: membrane. Lineage: Eukaryota; Metazoa; Chordata; Actinopteri; Perciformes; Serranidae. Gene Ontology annotation, molecular function: G protein-coupled receptor activity; chemokine binding; coreceptor activity.
GGCUCAGAUUCAUUCAAGGAGGCGGAGGGAAGCGCACACAAGUUUACUACCACCGCAGCAGCAGUGGAGUUUAAGUUAUCCUCCAGCACCGAAAACUAAGCGAAAACAAAUCUGCUGUUUAAACACCAGCGAGGGAGCAGGAGUUAGAAACAGGAUCUAUCCCAGUCAGAGGUGGUGUGUGUUACCUCCCAGUGGUCCUCUCCCAACGCUGAAAAAUGAGUCUGAGCACCAGUGAGCUGGAGGACCUGUGGGAGUCGCUGGGGUACCUCAACUUCUCCGAGGGCUUCAGCAACAUAUCGAGUGUGGAUGCAAUGGUGUGCGCCACCGCUUUCAACCGCAACGCUCUGCUCUACUCCAUGUGUGUCCUCUACACUUUUAUCUUCAUCAUCGGCCUGGCUGCUAACGCUCUGGUCCUCUGGGUGAAUGUCCGCGCGCAGAGAGUCGCCACCCCUCGCCAUGAGACACACAUGUACAUCGUCCACCUGGCAGUUGCAGACCUGUGUGUGUGCGCCACCCUGCCUGUGUGGGUGAGCUCGCUGGCCCAGCACGGCCACUGGCCCUUCGGGGAGGUGGCGUGUAAACUCACGCACCUGAUGUUCUCCGUCAACCUCUUCAGCAGCAUCUUCUUCCUGGCUUGCAUGAGCGUGGACCGCUACCUGAGUGUGACACAGCACAGAGACAGCGAUGGAGGCGCGCGCAGGAAAUUAAUCCGCUACGGAGCGUGUGUAGGGGUGUGGCUUCUGGCUCUGGUGGCCUCCCUGCCUGACACCUACUUCCUGGGCACUGUGAAGUCAACACAUGGGGACUCCAUGCUGUGCAGGCCUGUGUAUCCAGAGGAAAACCCCAGGGAGUGGAUGGUGGGCGUGCAGCUGAGCUUCAUCCUGCUGGGCUUUGUUCUCCCCUUCCCUGUCAUUGCAGUAUUCUACGCCCUGCUCGCCAAUGCUUUCACCCGCUCCUCUCCUUCUUCAUCGUCUUCCACAGUGGAGCAGGAGCGCCGUGUGAGCCGCAGGGUGAUCCUGGCGUACAUCGUGGUGUUCCUGGGCUGCUGGGGGCCCUACCACGGCGUCCUCCUGGUUGAUGCCCUAUCCCAGCUGGGCCUGGUGCCUCUGACUUGCGGCCUGGAGAACGUGAUCUACGUCGCCUUACACCUCACCCAGUGCCUGUCCUUGCUUCACUGCUGUUUCAACCCCAUCCUCUACAACUUCAUCAACAGAAAUUACCGCUAUGACCUCAUGAAGGCUUUCAUCUUUAAAUACUCCACGAAGACGGGCCUGGCACGCCUCAUCGACGCGUCCAACAUGUCUGAGGCUGAAUACUCUGCUGUAGCUGUAGACAACCCACCACAGAUCUGAAACCUACAAGACUCAAAAAACAUUUCCUGAACACUGUUUAUAAAUCCUAAUGACUAUAAUGCAAUGUAAACUGAUGUUAAAACUGAUUUGUUCUUAUCAGAAUUUGUCCGCUAUCAGCAUCAUGUUUGACAUUAGUUGGCAGUGAAGAGGCCAAUCCUGCAGUCUUUGUACAUAAAUCUUCCUGAGUCAUGUAGAAAAGCUUGAAAGCCAGCCAAUGUCAACUUUACUGGACUGAUAACAGCACUUAGAAAGCAGUUUUAUCAUAACUGAAAUUAUAUGAAUAUUGUCACUCAUUUGUAAAGCCAAAACAGUGGCUGUAAAUGUGUUAAAUCAUAGCUUGUACUGUGUAUGUAAGAUUGUAUUGUGUGUGUGUGUGUGUGUGUGUGUGUGUGUGUUAGAGUGUGUGUACAUCUGACAGGCAUUGAACAUGGAUAGUAUCAGCGUAAUAUUGUUAAUCUUUUUUUUUUAUAUGAAAUUGUAUUUAUAUUCUGUACAUUUUAACUGUUUUGCCUCUUUUGUAAAUCAAAGUCUUCACACACUGAUGCCCGCUCAGUGCUCAACUUCAUACAACGCUGCUUCGUCAUUUUAGUCGAGCCACUGACUGGCUCAGUGUGUCAGUCCUGCUGUCUCGUUGUUAAUCAAAACCUCAUGUCACGUUAGUUGAAUCCUUCAGACAAAUUAUUUAAAUCAGUUUUGAGUCUCUCCUGCAGCAAAUGUUUGUAAGUGAUCUAAAAAGCGUGUGUUCUGUGUUAAGUUAAAAGAAUAGUUCGACUUUAUUGGAAGUUUUGCAAAGUUAGAUACCACUCUCAUAAAUUUGAAGCUACAGCCAGCUGCUGAUACGCUCAGCUUAGUAAAAGGACUGAAGAGAGCUUGCCAAAAAGGCAAAAAAAUCUGUUUAUGAACUCAUCCAAAGCUCUUACAUAACACGUUAUAUUUGUUUGCUUAAUAAGUACAAACACAACUUUUCAGGUAGGAUUAUGUGCUGGAUUACAUUUUGGCUUUACACAGUGACUUUCAGUCUUUACGCCAAGUUAAACUAACAUAAUUGCAUGCUGGCUGCAGAUUCACAGCAUACUAACAUAAGAGUGGCGCUAUACUGACCCACUCAUCUAACUCUCUGCAAGAAAGCAAACAAGCAUAUUUCCAAAAUGAUCAGCUAUUCCUUUAAAGAAGGUCAAGAUGUUGGGCUUGCAAAUGAUUCAGGUCGUAUGUAAGUCCAUUUUCUUUUGGUUCUAAUUAUUACCAAACAUUGUCUGGGGGCUUCAGCUGGGACUACUGAGCUUAAAGAGCAGAUAGAUGUAGCUCCAGCAUCUUCUUAAAUGUACAGCAUUACGUAAUUGUGCUGUUACUAUAUUAUUCAUCAGUGCUAAUAGUAGUAAGGAUGUCCAUGUGGUAUUAAUCCUGCUGUGUCAGCACGAAGGCCACAGACGUCUCAAGCUUUUAUGACCAAAUAACAUGAAUGCAUAGCUUCAGUACUCUCAUGUAAGCAGCAGCUGUGGUGUGUACCAACCAAGUGUUUAUUAGGGACCAAAUGUGUGUGUGUGUGUGUGUGUGUGUGUGAGUGUGUGUGUGCCACAGCUUGACACCAAGAGCGGAUGUUUUCUGUUUCAUUAACAAUGAGUUAUACAGUUUACUCACUGUCUGUUGUAGGGAACAACAUAAUCUUUUGAUACGCUGACAUAGAGCACAUUGUGCCAUGUGAUUGGUUACACAUGUAAGCUUUUACACUGAAAAGAUUUCAUGUUGCGAUCAGAAAAAAACUGGAGACACGAACAUGUGUCUACAAGAACAGAGGCAUUCCUUUGGUAAUGUAAUGUGUAACAUGUGUUUUGAUAUAUAUAUAUUAAAUACAGAGAAAAUG